Molecule: messenger RNA, 1643 nt
Organism: Coffea eugenioides
Lineage: Eukaryota; Viridiplantae; Streptophyta; Magnoliopsida; Gentianales; Rubiaceae
Product: kinetochore-associated protein KNL-2 homolog
Exons: 9
Coding region: 58-1332 (424 amino acids)
Source: RefSeq, a predicted model, not a curated record
UGUCAACCCUCAUCAUCAUCAUCUGCUGCCAAUGCGCUCGUCGAGAGAGCUUCAUAGAUGCAAAUGACCACUCCUUCGACCCCCAACAAUUGCACUUCCACUUCCAGAUCUUAUUUUCAGACCACUGUUGGCCUCAGCGAUUGGUGGUUGGUCAAGGCCGAAAAGGACUUUCGCGGAAAGCGACUUGCGAUCGCCGGGAUCCCUCAUCGAGAUGAACAAGCUCUGCGUGUAUUUUCCUCUGCACCAAUCCUGAAGAGACAUGAUCUCUUUAACCUUGAGACUGCUGACGGUGUAUGGAUUAUCAUCAAAGGCCUAAUCAACAAGGCUAGAACAGAAGAAAAUGGGUUUCCAUCCGAGGUAUUUGACCAUUUUAUUAUUGGCUUUCCUCCUUAUUGGGAGGAGUAUGCACUUAAUUGCUUUGGAGGAGAAUCUCCCACUAUGGGCACUGCACAAAGUAACUGUGAUUCUGAAAAUUUAUCCCCAGAAGCAGGAAUAGUGGUGCCAGUUACAGUAGAUUUUACUGACUGUCCCCGCAUAAAUCACAAGAAUGCCAGUAGUGAAGAAGCAGAAGAUGACAAUUGCAAAAAAAAUUCCAGUAUAGAAGAUAGUCCAGCCGGAGGCAGAAACGAAAGUAGCAGUAAGUCAAAAAGUGGAGGGGCAAAACCUUCUGACGCUGUUUCACAGCAAGAAAGUCGGGUUCUUGCAAAAUUUCGUCAUAGUGAUUGCUACUGUAGGAAUGAGUCAGGUUUAUCUCCUAUGGUUCCUGAAGCUUCAGGAAAGGAACUAUCUUCAAGUAAUUGUUCAAUCGAACAAAUGGAAACUCUUGAACUAUCUGGAAAUAGUCUUGAUGAUAAUGUCAGGCAACCUCUAGCACAAGCAGGGUUUGAAGAGAACUCUGAUCCUCCAUCUGACCAGGCUAAUAUGUUUACUGACGGGGAUCGAAAACAAGAUCAGAAAAACAAGCGCAUUAGGAAAAGGGCUCGUAAAGUGAUGCAUUCGCCAAGUUGGCUUGGCGGUGUAGGUAAAAAAAGGGAGAAAAAUGCAGGUGCUAGUAAACGACCUAUGCCUAACCCUGCAAACUUCUCUGUAAAGAAGGGAAGUCCUAUAACUCGUAAGAAGAAGGAGGAGAGCUUUAUUGCUUUACCUGAAUCUCUAAGUCUUCAAAGAUCCAGAUCUGGGAGAUUGCUUCUUCCUACCAUGCAGUUUUGGCGCAACCAAAGAGCGGUGUAUGAUGCGGAUCGUCGAAUUAUGGGAAUCAAGGACCCGCAACUCAACCAGCAUACUAAAGGGAGUAGGUCUGAACCUCAAAGAAAGAAAAGGCAACUGCGGUGACUGUUCAUAAUGGCGCUCUUAUUGCCCAGUGAUGGCGAAAGGUAUGCAUUUGCAAAGAUUUUCAUGUCAUUAUGAACAGGUGUGGGCCAACAUAAGCAGCAAUCUGUUAGCGAUGUCAACAUGAUACUAUUGUUUUCCUUUUCUCUUUAGCAAUGACACAUAAGGUUUUCUUUUUUCAACACCCUCUUUUGCCCUUUUUUUUUUUUGUGGACCUAAUCACUGUAGAUGCAUGCGGUGGCAUUCCUGUUGCCAGCAGUGUAGUGUUUGUAUCUAUCCUACAUCCUUGGAAAUUAUUAAGGAAUGCUGUGCUA